Eimeria mitis is the source of this 5373-nucleotide messenger RNA. RefSeq lists its product as uncharacterized. Bases 1 to 5373 code for a protein of 1790 amino acids. NCBI's taxonomy places the organism in Eukaryota, Apicomplexa, Conoidasida, Eucoccidiorida, Eimeriidae. The record is from RefSeq and is a predicted model, not a curated record. The transcript is spliced from 8 exons.
AUGGUGAGGGAGAGGGGGGCCCCAGGGGCCUCCCUUCAGCAGCGGCUGAGGAAGAGCCAAAGAUGCAGCAGCAACAGCAGCAGCAGCAGCAGCAGCAGCAGGUUCGCUGCUCAGCAGCAGCAGCAGCAGCAGCAGCAACAGCAGCAGCAGCAGCAGCAGCAGCAGCAGCAGCAGCAGCUUGCAAAGUCUUUCCCCCUAUGCUCGGUAGGUGGCCCACGGCCUGCAGUGUCGGGCCAGGGGGGGCCCCCGGUCUCCUUAGGGCGCAGCAUCAGCAGCAGCAGCAGCAGCAACAGCAGCAGCGCCUCCCCGCGUCUCUUCUUCUCAACAGCAUAUUUAGAUGAAGGUAGCAACAACAGCAGCUGCAUGCAGCAGCAGCAGCAGCAACUGCAGCAGCAGCAGCUGCUGCGCCCUGCACUGGCUUCUAUUGGAGCAGCAAACCUCCUGGGGGCCCCCUUGGGGGCCCCCCAAAGGGGCCCCCGCACGAGCCCUUCAGGGGGCCCCCCGCAGAUGCUGCGCGUUGUCUACGAUGCAGCAGCGGGGCAGCGACAGGUGCAGCUGAGGGGCCCCGAAGGACCACAGCAGCAGCAGCAGCAGCAGCAACAGCAACAGCAGCAACAGCAAACAAACGCCACAGGGGCCCUUCAAGGCAAGCUGGCUCAGCUGCAACCCCCACCAAUAGAAGCAGUAGCAGCAUCAUCAGCAGCAGCAGCAUCAAUAGCAGCAGCAGCAGCAGCAGCAGCAGAAGUGGAUCAGCUAGAGCUGCUGCAGCUGGAGGACCUAGGGGGCCUCAGCAGCCAGCAGCCAAGACAGGGGCCCCCCGCUGCCUGCCGCCUCCUCCCUCGUUCCCCACAAGCAAACCCAAACACCCCUCAGCAGCAGCAGCAGCAGCAACAACAGCAACAACACCAGCAGCAGCAGCAGCAGCAGCAGCAGCAGCAGCAGCAAAAGCAGGGGGGCCUCACUCACAGCGUCCUGGUGGAGGCAAAUGCCACCCAAGCUAACCCCAUCACGCCCGCCUCACAGACCCAGGGGCCCCCGGGGGCCCCAGGGGCCCCUGGGGCCCCCGGGGCCCCCCCCUCUGCUGAGUCGUAUGAAUACCUGGGGGCCCUAGGGCCCCUAAAGGGGCCCCUGGGGGCCCCCCUAGAUACCCCCCUAGCAACCCCCCUAGAGACCCCCCUAGGGGCCCCCCUAGGGGCCCCCGUGGGGGGCCCCCCAAGGUACCCAGACCAGAGCAGCUGCAAUGCUGAGGGAAAGGGGGGCCCCGGGGGCCUCCCUUCAGCAGCGGCUGAGGAAGAGCCAAAGGUAGAGGGAGCAGCAGUUGUUGAGGGCCCCCUCACCCGUUCAUCUGCUCAUGCUGGGGCCCUGCAGCAGCAAAGGCUGCAUAGACACUCCAGCAGCAGCCGCUUGGGGGGCCCCCUGGCGCACAGAUACAGCAGCAUCAGUCAUAUGGGGGGCCCCCCGGGGCCCCUAGGACCCCUGGGGCCCCCAGGGGCCCCAGGGGCCCCCAAUGCAGCAGCAGAGGGGUUGAGGAGAGCAUCGAGUGCCUCUGCUAGCCAAAGGCACAGCUUGAGACAAGGAGCAGCAGCACAUGGAUACUUUGCUGCUGAGCAGCAGCAGCAGCAGCAGCAGCAACAGCAGCAGCAGCAGCAGCAAGGGAUGCAGCCUGUAGUGCAGCACGAACAGUUGCAGCAGCAGGCCCAACAGCAGAAGCAACAGCAACAGCAGCAGCAGCAGCUGCAGCAACAGCAACCGCAACGGCAACAGCAGCAGGAACAGCAACAGCAACAGCAACAGCAGCAGCAGCAGCAGCUGCAGCAGCAGAAGCAGCAGCUGCAUGCGCUUCAUAACCCACAGCCAGGGGGCCCCACAGCGUCGGCGCGAUCAGAGGGGUUGAGGAGGGCCUCCAGUGCCUCUGCUAGCCAAAGGCACAGCUUGAGACAAGCAGCAGCAGCACAUGGAUACUUUGCUGCUGAGCAGCAGCAGCAGCAGCAGCAGCAGCAGCAGCAGCAACAGCAGCAGCAGCAGGGGAUGCAGCCUGUAGUGCAGCACGAACAGUUGCAGCAGCAGGCCCAACAGCAGCAGCAACAUCAACACCAACAGCAGCAGCAACAGCAGCAGCAGCAGCAGCUGCAGCAGCAGAAGCAGCUGCCAGGGGGCCCCACAGCGUCGGCGCGAUGUAUCAGCUCCCGCCAGAGCACCUGCAGCACAGCGCAGCACGAGACGCUGCCCCACAGCAGCAGCAGCAGCAGCAGCAGCAGCAAUAGCAGCAGCAGCAGCAGCUGUUAUCUUCCUAAUGAGGUAUGGGGGGCCCCCCUAGUCAACCCCUCCUCCUGCAGCAGCCAGCAGCAAGGGGGCCCCCCUGCUGCCCCCCACAGCAGCAACCGCCCCCCUACUGAACUGUCUCCUUCUCCUUCUGGCUGCAGCGCCCCCUCAGCCUCGGGGCCCCCUCAACCCAGCCAAGCCUGGGGGGCCCCCAUGGGGGCCCCUACAGGGGCCCCUAUGGGGGCCCCCAUAGGGGCCCCUAAGGGGGCCACUACAGGGGCCGAGGUGGUGCAGCAGCAGCAGGGGAGGCGCAGCACGGAGGCAGACAAACUGCUGCCUCCUGCUGCUGUCCCUUCUACUGCUGCUGCUGCUGCGGCUGCUGCUGCGCUUCCUAAUGAGGUAUGGGGGGCCCCCCUAGUCAACCCCUCCUCCUGCAGCAGCCAGCAGCAAGGGGGGCCCCCUGCUGCCCCCCACAGCAGCAACCGCCCCCCUACUGAACUGUCUCCUCCUUCUGGCUGCAGCCCCCCCUCAGCCUCGGGGCCCCCUCAACCCAGCCAAGCCUGGGGGGCCCCCAUGGGGGCCCCCAUGGGGGCCCCUAUGGGGGCCCCCAUAGGGGCCCCUAAGGGGGCCCCUACAGGGGCCGAGGUGGUGCAGCAGCAGCAGGGGAGGCGCAGCAUGGAGGCAGACAAACUGCUGCCUCCUGCUGCUGUCCCUUCUACUGCUGCUGCUGCUGCUGCUGCUGCUGCUGCAGCUGCAGCAGAGAGCCCAGCAGCAAUUGGGAGCCGCAUCCUCAGGCGGCUGCAGACACUCAACUCCAUCAUAAACCCACAGGGGCCCCUACAGGGGGGGCCCCCGCCUGGGGGCCCCCCUGCUGGGGGCCCCCCUCUUGGGGGCCCCCUCUUCGGCUGGGGCCCCCCUUCUGUUGCCGCAGGCGGGGACGUUCGUGUACCCUGUGCUCAGCCCAGCAGCAGCAGCAGCAGCUGCAGCAGCAGCAGCAGCUGCAGCAGCAGCAGCAGCUGCUGCAGCAGCAGCGAGGAGACACGUGGAGAGGUGCAGUCUGUGGGGCCGUGCUGCUGCAGCAAACCCGCAGCGGGGACAGAUCUUCAGCUGGAGACAGCAGCAGCAGCAGCAGCAGCAGCAACAGCAGCAGCAGCAGCAGCAGGGCCUCCUGUUGCAACUGAAUGCGCGGCAGCUACGGCUAUCAACCCCGCAAUCUAUACUUCUGCUGCUGCUUCUGCUGCAGCAGAAGCAGCAGCAGAAGCAGCAGCAAGAGCAGCAGCAGAAGCAGCAGCAACAGCAGCCGCAGAAGCAGCCACAAAAGCAGCAGCAGAGGCAGCAGCAGAAGCAGCAGCAGAAGCAGCAGCAGAAGCAGCAGCAGAAGCAGCAGCACAGUUGGAUAGCUGCUGCAGCUACAGCUCAAGGGGGGCCUCCUUCAUAGCUUCUGGGGUACCCAGGCUGACCCUCGCAGCGCUAAACUCAGAGGGGGCCCCCCAGGGGCCCCCCGAGGGGGCCCCCGCGGGGGCCCCGCAGGGGGCCCCGCAGGGGGCCCCCCAAGGGGCCCCCCUGGGGGCCCCCCGGAGGGCCCCCUCCGCAGGUUGUUUGUAUUCAAGGGGGCCCCCCUAUCCGCUGCUGCAGCAGCCACUAACAGACAAGAGGCCCCUUGAUCAGCAGAGAAGAAAAACGAAAGAAAACGCAGGAGACAGAGGAGACACACAGAUAGGAGCAGCAGCAGCAGCAGCAGCAGCAACAGCAGCAGCAGCAGCAGCAACAGCAGCAGCAACGGGAAGCAGCAUAAAAGGAGAUAGAAAGAGACAAGGAGACAACAGCCAAGGAAGAAGUAGGAGCAGUGCUUGCGAGGCAGCAGCAGCAGCAGCUGCUGCUGCUGCAGCAACAGCAGCAGCAACAGCAGCAACGCCGUACAUACACUCACAACAGAGAGAUGAGGGGGCCCCUUUCAUGCGCAGCAGCACCCAAACAGAAAAGGAUACAGCAGCAGAGCUGCUGCCCUCGACAGGGGCCCCCCGGGGGGCCCCUAUGGGGGCCCCCAUGGGGGCCCCCAACCCAGGGGGCCCCAGCCUAGACCCCACUCUCCUCGCUGCAGCAGAGAGACGCAUGCACUGCAGCAGCAGCACAGCAGCAGAAAUGCAGUUCCCCUCCAGCCCUAUAAGUAGGAGCAGCAGCACAGUAGAGGGGCCCCCCUAUGGGGGCCCCCCUUCUGGGGGCCCCCCUGUAUCAUCUGAGCUGCAUAUACACCCCAUAAGAACCCCGUCAGUACCCCUUUCUCCUCUUCUCUCAUACACGGGGGCCCCCGAGGGUUUAGGGUUUAGGGUUUACCCUUCUGAACCCUCAAACUCUACACACAGCACCACGUCCUGGGCUGUGCACCUAGAGGCGGAAGAGGGUACUGAAGGGGGCCCCCAGGGGCCCCCCUCUUCUUACCUGACCGGGGGCCCCCAGGGGCCCCCCUCCUCUCACCUGCCUAGGGGCCCCCAUGGGCCCCUCUCUACGCAGUUGUCUGGGGGCCCCCAGGGGCCCCUCUCGCCUCCCCUGAGUCAGAGUGUUGGUUCCCCUCCCACCGCCGUUGCUGCUGCUGCAGAGCAGCAGCAGCAGCUGGAGGUAUGGGGGGCCCCCCAGCAGCUGCAAGGUUCAGCAACUACGCAAGCGCAAACCCAAGAGGGUACAGUAAAGGGGGGCCCCCAAGAUACUAAAGAGAGGGGGGCCCCCCCCUCGUCAGCUAGGCAGCUCUGCAACCCCCGCAACCUGCAGCGCCUGAAUGUGCAGUGGGCCCUCUGGAGUACCCUCCCCCGGGGGCCCCCUGGGGCCCCUGGGGGCCCCCCUGAGUUGCCCCCUGGGGGCCCCCUGGCCUCCACCCUGGGGGCCCCUGACUAUGGGGGCCCCAGCUGCGGGGGGCCCCCCGAGUACCCUUUGCGGGGGGCCCCCUACAGCAACCUGUGCGGCUAUCCUUCGUUAGAGGAGGCAAUAAGCAGCAGCAGCAGAUGCAGGGUGCAGCUGAGCCUGGGGGAGAGAGAGAAGGAGACAGAGAGAGACAGAGAAAGAGACAGAAAAGUAUCCGCUGCUGCAGCAGCCACUAACAGACAAGAGGCCCCUUGA